AUGAAUAAUAAUCCAAAGGGAAAUAAGGCCACUCCUGACGAUAAAAACGAACUGGAGACAGCGGAGUCUGGAUACGGUGGUUGGCAAGGAGGAUAUGGCGGAGGUGGAUACGGUGGUUGGCAAGGAGGAUACGGUGGAUGGCCUGUAGGAUAUGGCGGAGGUGGAUACGGUGGUUGGAAAGGAGGAUACGGUGGAUGGCCUGUAGGAUAUGGCGGAGGUGGAUACGGUGGUUGGCAAGGAGGAUACGGAGGAGGUGGAUACGGUAAUGGAAAAUACGGUGGUUGUGGCUGGUGGUGCUAA
This is a messenger RNA of Limulus polyphemus (Atlantic horseshoe crab), 300 nucleotides long. Its product is annotated as ctenidin-1-like. Lineage: Eukaryota; Metazoa; Arthropoda; Merostomata; Xiphosura; Limulidae. The transcript has a single exon. The coding region runs from base 1 to 300 and encodes 99 amino acids. The record is from RefSeq and is a predicted model, not a curated record.